Prunus dulcis (almond) is the source of this 1592-nucleotide messenger RNA. Its product is annotated as RHOMBOID-like protein 2. The record is from RefSeq and is a predicted model, not a curated record. The transcript has 5 exons. Gene Ontology annotation, biological process: proteolysis. The coding region runs from base 387 to 1367 and encodes 326 amino acids. Gene Ontology annotation, molecular function: serine-type endopeptidase activity. NCBI's taxonomy places the organism in Eukaryota, Viridiplantae, Streptophyta, Magnoliopsida, Rosales, Rosaceae. Gene Ontology annotation, cellular component: membrane.
CGCGCAUAUUUAGCAACAGUCCAGUGGUUCAUUGCUCACACUCCAAAAACCACAUUACCCAAUCAUUCCAACCCACGACACCACCCUUGCCAAUUGGCCAGAUAGAACUCACGUGACAUGGCACGCGUCUGUUGACGUGGAAGAGACCCAUUGGUUCAAAACUAAGACUUAACUUAUGUAACACCAUGAUGGGGACUGUAGCAGUUAGAAACCUGAAAAUGCCGAACUCACUUUCUUUGUGCCACUCUCCAUUCCAUUAAACCUUUCCACCAACUCCAUCUGAACAAUUGCACAGGCUCUGCUCUGCCACAAACCCAAUUCCGCGAGAGAGAGAGAGAGAGAGAGAAAGAGAGUACCAUAAACAUACAAAACAAAGAAGGAACAAAAUGUCUGGUGAAGUUGAAGAUGUGGAAAACAGAGGAGUGAAAGACAGAGAAAGGCCGAGCUACUCGUCUUCUUCUUAUGUGAUAGAGGACUCAGAGACCCAGUGGACUUCUUGGUUGGUCCCCAUGGUUGUUGUGGCUAACGUUGGUGUGUUUCUUGUGGUCAUGUUUGUGAACAAUUGUCCAAAGCACAAUCCUCGGAUUGAGGGCAAGUGUGAGGCAAGGUUUCUCGGGAGGUUCUCGUUUCAACCUUUGAAGGAGAACCCUCUCUUCGGCCCUUCUUCUUCCACAUUAGAGAAGAUGGGAGCUUUAGAUUGGGACAAAGUUGAGCAUAAGCAUCAGGGAUGGAGGCUUUUCACUUGUAUUUGGUUGCAUGCUGGCGUAAUCCACCUGGUUGCUAACAUGCUGAGCCUGGUGUUCAUUGGAAUUCGUAUAGAACAGCAAUUUGGUUUUGUGCGAGUUGGAAUUAUAUACUUGUUGUCUGGAUUUGGAGGGAGCAUACUUUCGUCCCUUUUCAUUCGAAAGAACAUCUCUGUUGGUGCCUCUGGUGCUCUUUUUGGGCUUCUUGGAGCAAUGCUUUCAGAACUAAUUACCAAUUGGACUAUUUAUACCAACAAGGUUGCAGCCCUCCUCACCCUUUUGGUCAUUAUUGCAAUUAACCUUAGUAUUGGAAUUUUGCCACAUGUUGAUAAUUUUGCCCACAUUGGUGGGUUUCUUACUGGUUUCCUCAUCGGCUUUGUCUUGAUGCCCCGUCCUCGGUUUGGGUGGUUGGAGCAACCAAAUCUUCCUGCUCGUGUCAAUGUCAAGUCCAAAUACAAGGCUUACCAAUAUAUGCUAUGGCUUCUUUCUCUUGUUCUGCUGAUUGUUGGCUUUACAGUUGCAUUGGUGAUGCUCUUCCACGGGGAGAAUGGGAAUGACCAUUGUCAUUGGUGUCACUACCUCAGCUGUGUCCCUUCAUCUAGAUGGCAUUGUGAAGAAAAUUAACACUCAAAGCAGACACUUCAAAAAAGAAAAAAGAAAAAAGGGAUAUGUUCCUUUUCUACUAUAUUAAUGUUUAGUUGUUUUAGAAACUGGUUUGCUCAACCUGUUAUUGUAUAGGCAAUUGCUGUAUUAUUGUUGGUGGGUUUUGGAAUGCUCAAAUUUUUGCAUGUUUGAUAUGUUGCUAUAUGUAAUUGCAAUCAUUCUUCAUUGGAUUGGUUUGUCUGUCAA